GUUUUAAUUAAAGUGACUCAAGGGGGAUCACCGAGCUGCAGGGCUGAACGAUUAUCAAUGGCGGGAAAGUCGAGCCAAUGCAGCCUGAUUCGGCCUCUUCCUCUCCAGCCUAGCGCUUGCAAGCUGGCUCUGUCUCUUCUGCACAACACGUCUUUUCAUAAGGACCGACCUCCGCUCUGCAGCUUGCCCCUGAAUCAAGAGAAGAGACGGGACGUACAUGAGGGUCAAACUGCCCACCAGAAUCUGCUUACAGGAGUGUGCUGCCAGGCGCUCAAUGAACACUUUCUUCACUUUCUUAUGCAAGGAAGAGCGGAAACUUGUUAGAACAUCUAUUGCUGCUGGGAUCUUGAAUGCACCCCGCUUGAGCACAAGAUGAUCAUUGCUGCAUUGCCAAGGUCUCUCAGCUGGUGGCUGACGUAGGCAGAACCUCUUCUAGAGGGGUGUGAUAACUGGAAUCACGUCCCGUGUGUCCGCUUGCCCCGGUGUUCCUAGGGCAUCUGCCCUGAGCGGCACGAGGGUUGUUGAGUUGAGGAGAAGCAUCGGCUGGGCAAGCGGCAGCCAACACUUUGGUCCUGCUUGCUUCUUUCAAUAGUGGGAGCGGCGCAGCCUGCGUGAUGGGGAGUGAUGCUGUGCAGCAGCGACAGACUGCAGACUAUGUGUCUCAGGACGCUCAGUUCCAGCUGCGCGAGCGGCAGUACCGCCAGCAGUACAGUGCGCUCUACUUCACGCGCCUCCUGCAGCUGCGGCCCGUCCUGGAGGACCGCGUGCGCCGCCAGUGGCCGCAUGUGCAAGCGCUGGAGAUCCUGAAGCUGGCGGCGGGCGUGCGCUGCGCGGUGGUGGGCACGCUGUACAAGCAGAUGCAGCUCAAGCCGUCCAUCCUGGACGAGUACACCAAGGAGCGGUCGGCUGUUCCCCUGGUGGCCCCUGCCAAGCUGGUGCAUGAUGACGACUUCCUUAUCCUGGAGGACAUGAGCGGCCGCAUCCGCCUCACAGGCGACGCCCUUCGCCCUGCCGACUACGCCACAGGCGUGGUGGUGGCGGUGCUCGGCGUGGAGCAGGCGGACGGAGAGUUUGCGGUGGAGGCCGUCCUCCUGCCGGACCUGCCCCCCCAGCCGCUGCGCCCCCCGGCCCCCGCAGCGGGGGUGGCUCCGCCUCGCUACGUGGCGCUAGUGUCGGGGCUGGGCGUGGGGGCGCCGGGGGUGGACCCGCUGCAGACGCAGCUGCUGGUGGACCAUCUGGGCGGGCACCUCGGGGGAAGCCAGGCGCAGCAGCUGAGUGCGCGCACGGUGCGCGUGGUGCUGGCGGGCGACUCCCUCCACGCGCCCCCGGACCUCCUCACGGGGCAGGCGCUGUCUGCGCGGGAGCAGGCGGCGGCGGUGGCCCCCAUCCAGGAGCUCGACCUGCUGCUCACGCAGUUGGCCGCGGCCCUCCCGGUGGACGUCAUGCCCGGCAGCACCGACCCCGCCAACUACUCCCUCCCUCAGCAGCCGCUGCACCCGUGCCUCUUCCCUGGCGCCUCCCAGUACGACACCUUCUCCGCCGCCACCAACCCGCACCGCUUCUCGGUAGACGGCGUCGAUUUCCUCGGCACCGCCGGGCAGCCCGUGGCGGACUUGCUGCGGUACUGUGGCCGGGACGACCCCCUCGCGCUGCUGGAGAGCACGCUGCGCUGGCGCCACCUCGCGCCCACUGCGCCCGACACCCUGGCGUGCUACCCGUUCACGGACAGCGACCCCUUCCUGCUGGCCACGUGCCCUGCCGUCUACUUCGCGGGCAACCAGGCCGCCUUCGCCACCACGCUCCUGCAAGGUACGGACGGCCAGAGGGUGCGCCUCAUCGCGCUGCCCCGCUUUGCCGACACCGGGAUGGCCGUGCUGGUGGACCUGGCCACGCUGGAGGCGCAGCCGCUGACGGUCACCACCACAAACCUGGGCGGGCCCUAGCGCAGCCAGCGCGGCCGGCCGAUCCGCAGCGGGGUUCUGUAGGAUACCAAUUCGGAAUUGAAGCAAGCAGCCGGCCAGAUGCCGAUUUCACAGAUAACUGAACCGUCGACAGAGUAACGUUCCUAACGUGGGCCCAUGCCUACGGAAAGCAGCCAUGUCCUGGCAGCCAGGCGGCCCCUGCAGUUCUGCAUUGUCACCAGCGGGAUGCACAUAUUGCCGGAAGGUCAACGUGCAAUCUGCAACUGGGCGCAAGCACAGGUCCUAUUGAUUCACCAAGCUUACCCGUGCUUCUUCGUCAUGGAUGUAUUUCUGGAC
Molecule: messenger RNA, 2258 nt
Organism: Klebsormidium nitens
Lineage: Eukaryota; Viridiplantae; Streptophyta; Klebsormidiophyceae; Klebsormidiales; Klebsormidiaceae
Source: the annotation of a GenBank genome assembly